Molecule: messenger RNA, 5370 nt
Organism: Mesocestoides corti
Lineage: Eukaryota; Metazoa; Platyhelminthes; Cestoda; Cyclophyllidea; Mesocestoididae
Source: the annotation of a GenBank genome assembly
AUGCGAUUGAGGCAUAUUAAGACGUUGAUCGCACCCCAGCAAACAUCUGCGAAAAUUUCCGCAAUAGUUUGGUCUCCAAAUAAUAAAAGAAUGGCUGUUGCCACAAGUGAUCGAAUUAUUGUUCUAUUUGAUGAAGAUGGUGAACGAAAAGAACGGUUUUUAACUAAACCUGCUGAUCCAAAAUCAAAGAAGGCCUACGUGAUCACAGGCCUCGCAUUUUCUGGUGACUCAACUAAGCUUUCGAUUGCUCAGUCUGACAAUAUUGUGUUCAUAUACAAACUUGGUGACAGUUGGGACGACAAAAAAUCUAUUUGUAACAAGUUUUUGCAACGGAGCCCAGUGACGUCUAUAAUUUGGCCUUCUGACCAACACCUAAUAAUGGGACUCAUGGAUGGAAAAGUUCGUCUUGGAAACACGAAAGUUAACAAGUCGUCAACAAUCUUUACUUCGGGCUCCUACGUAGUUUCUUUGGCAGCAGCAAAUGAUGGAAAAGGAUUUAUUUCUGGUCAUGCUGAUGGGCGAAUCGUCAGAUUCACCUUUAAUAAUGACGGCACUUGUGUCGCCCAGUGUAAAGUUGUGACACACCAUGUCCCACCUUUCGCGUUAGCUUGGGCUGGAAACUCGGUUUUUGCUUCUGGAUAUGAUAGACGAGUUAUAAUUUACGCCCGUGAUGGCAAGAUACAGCAACAAUUCGAUUAUUCAAAGGAUGAAACCGAAAAGGAUUUUACCGUGGCGAUUUCGGGUCCCAGCGGGCAAGUUGUUGCCAUUGGAAGCUACAACAGAAUACGAGUAUUCAGCUUGAAUCUUCAAAAAAACGCCUGGGAAGAGGGCCCUUUAAAAAGCCUCAAGAACUAUUACACAAUAACAGCCAUGUGCUGGAAGGCUGAUGGGUCGAAGCUAACAGUAGGAACAAUUUGUGGUGGUGUGGAUCAAUUUGACUGCUGCAUGAAGCGCAAAGUUGUAAAAAACUUUGAAUUUAACUUUGUUGGUCCAAGUCAAGUAAUAGUAUCAAAUAAGGACACACUUGAAAAAACUGUAAUAAUGUCAAAAUAUGGAUACGAGAUUGACGACGUGAAAGUGAUGGGCGGGAAUAACUACCUCGUGGCACAAACAUCCGACACGUUGAUUCUGGCCAGUAUGCUGACAAAAAAGUUCAGUGAAGUAUACUGGAGAAACAAAGGAGCUAAAAAUAAAUUAAUCUUUUCAAAUGGAAACUUCUGUGUUAUUUUUGGUGCUGGUGAGCUUUUUGUUAUUGAAUAUGGAUUGUCUGAAAUACUUGGAUCUGUGCGUACCGAGCUCACAAACCCAUUCCUCUUUAGUGUUCGGAUAAAUGAAAGGAGUAGAAAAAAUUCAUUCGCCUGUAAGAAAAUUGCGUAUAUGUUAGACCCGAAGACAGUAAACAUAUUGGAUCUGGUAACAGGUGAUACGGUUGGCCAUUACGCACAUGACGUUAUUGUAGACUGGUUAGAGCUAAGUGAGAACGCAGUCCACUUGUUACUUCGGGACAGAAAGCAUCAAUUGGUUUUAGUCAACACUGAAACCUUUAAGUCAUUCACUCUGUUACCUUUCUGCUCCUUCGUUCAAUGGAUUCCGCAAAGCGAUGCUGUUGUGGCGCAGUCGAAUGACAAUAUUUGCAUCUGGUACAACAUAGAGGCUAUAGACCGGAUGACUACUUUACCACUUCAAGGCGGUGACAUAAUGGGCAUUGACCGCACUGGAGGCAAAACGGAAGUUGUUGUGUCCAAAGGCAUGAAAACCACUAGGCAUCUUCUUGAUAAUGGCCUUAUUGAAUUUGGAACCGCGAUGGAGGAUGAUGACUUCGAGAGAGCUGUCGCAUUUCUUGAUUCGUUGGAGAUGGUUGAGGAAACUGAAUGCAUGUGGAAAAAGCUGGCCGACAAAGCAUUAAAAGCAUGCAGUCUUCUGAUAGCCGAACGAUGCUUUGCUGCCCUGGGUUUCCUGAGCAAGGUUCAGUACCUUCGAGUCACGAGAGAAAUAGCGGAGAUGGAGGGCGAUAUUAAUCAUUACAGGGUACAAGCUCGGUUACUAGUUCUCAGUGGUAAUCUCAAACUUGCAGAGACGUUAUUCCUUGAACACAACGCCAUAGACGAAGCAAUCAAUAUGUAUACUGAACUGCGAAAGUACCAGGAGGCACUUGAGAUUGCUGAGGCAAAACAUUGGUCAAAGUUAGAUAGUCUUCGGGAAGACUAUCAUAAAUGGUUAGCUGAAACUGGUCAAAUAGAAUUGUUAGGUGACUUGAGAGCUAGAGAAGGCGACACAUUGGCUGCCGUUACGUUAUACCUCCGAGCUUGCGUUCCAGGAAAGGCAGCCAUACUCGCAUUGUCCGAUGCUUCUCUUUCUGAGGACCGAGAAAUUUUGGAACAAAUUUCUCAGGCCCUGGUUCGUGCAGGUAGGCACGAAAAAGCGGGUGACCUUUACUUCCGACUAAAGCAAUAUGAGUCUGCGAUGCGCUGUUACCGUGAAGGAGGAGCAUUUCAAAGAGCUUUGGAUUUAGCUAGAGAACACUUCCCUACUGAAGUCAUUCGUCUGGAGGAGGAGUGGGGGAACCAUCUUGCCAGUCAGCGACAACUUGAUGCAGCAGUGCACCAUUUCGUCGAAGCUGGGUCCUACAUCAAGGCGCUAGACGCAGCCGUCAAGGCAAAUCAAUGGACCAAAGCUGCAGAAAUCCUUGAAGGCAUUGAGGACACUAGGGCUGAGAACGUUGCGCCCUACCAGUUGGAGCUGGCCCAUCACUAUGCACAAAAGAAGGAGUUUUUGUUGGCCGAAAAGGCCUACCUCAAGGCGAAGGCACCAAAGUCAGCCAUUGAAAUGUACACCAAUGCAGGCAUGUGGGAGCAAGCACACGCACUUGCGUCAAGGAAUAUGGACCAGGAUGAUUUAGCAGUAAUGUAUAUUCAACAGGCGGAGAAUCUGGAGGAAGGGGGUAGGCUUAAGGAGGCAGAGAGACUUUACCUUACGGUGAAUCGAGUCGACCGUGCAAUGGCAAUGUACAAGAACCAUCGUCAGUAUCGCGAUGUGACCCGCCUGGUACGAGCCCACAACCCGGAUUUACUCGCGCAGAUGCAGGUCAGAAUCGCCCAAGAAUUAGAGUGUGAGGGCAAUUUGCGACAGGCUGAGCAAUAUUACAUGGAGGCUGGAGAGUGGAAGUCUGCGGUAAACAUGUAUCGCACGCGGGACCUCUGGGAGGAGGCAUUUCGAGUUGCUGGUGAAUGUAAAGAGCAGCCAGAAUUGAGGAAACAGGUCGCAUUCCUGUGGGCCAAGCAUCUGGGCAGUGACUCGGCUGUGCGGUUGCUCAACCGCCUGGGACUACUGGACACUGCGAUCGACUAUGCAACGGAACAUUGUGUAUUUGAUUUUGCCUUCGACCUUGUACGUAAUUGUUCGGCAGAAAAGAUCGCUGAAGUGCAUAAUAAGUACGCCAUGUUCCUCGAGGAUGAGGGGAAGCUAGCGGAGGCAGAGGAGGAGUUUAUUAAGUCCGGCAAACCCCGUGAGGCAGUAUUGAUGUAUGUGCACAACCAGGACUGGGUGUCAGCAGCCCGUGUCGCCAACGACCAUGAUCCAGAGAGCGUCAACGAUGUCCUUUUGGGUCAGGCUCGCAUAGCCUUUGGAGAACAGGAUUUUGCUCAGGCAGAAGCCCUUCUACUACGAGCCCAACGCCCCGACAUGGCAGUGCGAGCCUAUCGCGAAACCGGACACUGGGAAGACGCCAUUCGCGUUGCUCAGGCUUACCUACCUUCCAAGCUGCAAGAGCUAAUAGAGGAGUACGAAGAAGAAAAAAUGCACCUGAGUUCCACUGGUGCACGUCGGCGAACUGGAGGUCCGACAAAUUCAGUCACCUCAAUGAGUGGUGAGUGUUCUUCUCCUCCCGACAACUCCAUGAACCCGCUUAUAUCUAUGGCGCGUCAAAUGGAAACAAGUGGAGACUACCUAGGAGCUGUUGAGCAGUACCUUAAAAUCAUGCCCGACCUCCUCAGUGAGGGAGAAUCCGCAUUAACGCAUCCCGUUGAGGCUUGCGAGCAUAUCUGGGUUCAUGCAGCUAAUCUCGCUAUGAAAUUCCUAGCACCGGAGAGUUCAGCCAAAGUCACCGAACUGGUAGCGUCGAGAUUGGUCCGACUACAGCGAUUUAACACGGCUGGUGAGUUGCUGCUUGGCAUUGACAGAAUUGAAGAAGCAAUAAACGUCUUUAUUGAUGGCAAAGAAUGGGAAAAGGCACGUAAAAUUGCAAGAGAUCUCGAACCGCGACUGGAGAACCACAUCGAAUGUAAAUACAAGGAGUCUCUUAAGAAUAGCGGGGAGGCUGAAGAACUUGCCGGAGUCGAUGUCCUCUCUGCAAUUGAGAUGUACGCCGAGCAAGGGCGGUGGGAGAAAUGCAUCGCAACAUCGGAACGGCUGUACCAGGAAACAGGCUUAGAGCGUGACCACCAGCUGCUUCACAAAUAUCUCGCCGCAUUCGCUGCCAAUUUGAUCAAAGAUAACCGUACAUUCGAUGCACUCAUGCUUUACAAGCGGUACGGUGCUCCACCAUAUGCUCAGAACUUUAACAUUUACAAGAGGAUCUUCCAGGAACUAACUGCACAGAGAACUCUGACUUCUGCUGAUGGUUAUCCAACGUUGGCAGCGCUAAGGGACACACUGUUUGAUCUCUACCAGCGGGUCACCACUUCGUCCACUUCCGUAAAGCUCCAGCCGGCCGUGGUGGUGAUUUUCGAACGAAUGUUCUUGGUUGCGCAUUAUUAUGCAACACGCUCCGCCUUAAUUUCAGCUCAACUUUUUGAUCUGGCAACAAAGGUCAGUAUUUCCCUACUACGAGACUCGGACAUUAUUCCAGCCGAUAAGGCUUUCUUUGAAGCCGGAAUGCAGUGCCGCAAAAUUGGUUGGGACAAUAUGGCAUUCGUCUUUUUGAAUCGUUUUCUUGACCUCAUGGAGGUUAUGGAGGACCAAGAUGGAACCUCUGAUGCCCUGGACAGCACUGACUUUCAGGAUACAGAUAUUCCACUGGAAGUGCCGAUUCCAGAGGAGCCUUACGCUACCAAAUCCGAGCAUGAGUCUGUCCGCGAGUGGAUUCUUACUAUCUCGAUGGACCAGAAGCUGGAACAGUCGCUCCCCAAGGAUGAGAGGGGAGUCUACGAGGCCUGUCUGCGUUCCCCCGCAACAGGGGUUUCCGCCCUGCCCUGUGUAGUGACCGGCUAUCCAGUACUGCGUGAUGGUAUAUAUUUUUCUGCUGACAAGGGGAAACAUUCGGCUAAUCUGGAAGACUGGAAGCGCCUAAAUUAUGCUGCCACUGUAAAUCGGAAUCCAGAGUGUACCGAUGUCUGUGAAUUUGUUCGCAAGUGGUGCGGAAACGUAGUCUAG